UUUUCAAGUUAUCGCAUGACUGCGGGAAUGUUGAAGAAUGUGGUUUACUCACCAACUGGUAAAAGUUCUGCUAUACCUAGUUGUAAGUUCAGCUUUUCAGCUUUACCGUGCUACCGAGGAACGCCGAAAACCGGAAUAAUCGAUAAACACACUACCACCAACACGUUCGUUACGAGAAAUGCUGUGAAACGAAGUGGAAACCGAAAACGUCAUAUGAUCAUCGGGUGCAAAAGUUUCGGAGCUGCAAAAAUGGCACGGAUGAUUUUUCUCCUGUUUUCGCUGUUUGUUACAGCUAACUGUGACCAGUUCUCGGUAGUGUACGCACCGAAGGCUCUAGAGUUCCGUGGCCACUCGCGGCUGAAUGUUGACUCGCUGUCGGACGUUUUUGGAGCUUCCCUCGGAUAUUCGGUGUCGCGACCUUCCGAGUGGGACGGUCUGCUGAUCCGGGAUCCCUUCAAUCUGGCCAAGGGGGCUGUGGUGGUCGUGGCUGAAGGCAUUGAUUCGCUGAAUGUUGAGGGAGCCCAUAACUUUGAGCUGUUCGGCGGAUCCGGAUCGGAAUCCAUCGAGGAGCUGGUACAGAAAACGGCUGACCACAAUGGAAUCAGCACCGAAAUUGACCUCAAGGAAUCGUCGGGAAGCUUUAGCACCCCUCUGGGCCCAGUUCAGCCGGACGACGAUGAAAUCGAGCCACAGUAUCUGAAAACGAAAUCCAACAAAGCGGACGCCGAUUUCAUGCGUCAGCUUGCGUUCAUCAAUGGGCUCGGGGACCUGCUGGUCACCUCGACCGAAGCUCAGAGCGCCCCGUCUGUGUAUAUCGUGCGCGUUUCUUUGGAAGCUCUGCUCGCCACCCACGAACCCUCGUCGAAGGCCAUCGCCGAAGCCAAGAAGCUGCUGACCAAUGCCGUCCUGGAGCUGCAAACCGCUGCCGAGAAGGCCUUUGAUGGGGAUGUCGUUGUCGGGCUGAUCACUUCCACCGAGGCUCCGCUGGUGCGUUCAAAGCGUCAGGCAACGCCCAAACAGGAAACUACCGACUACAACUACGCCAAGAAAUACGACAGCAACUACCCGGUCAUCUUCAACAUCAUCCUGUGGUUCAGCGUGGUGCUUACCUUCUCGCUGUUGGCCAUCUCGAUUGCCAUCGCCACCAUGGACCCCGGUCGGGAUUCCAUCAUCUACCGCAUGACUUCCACCAGAAUGAAGAAAGAUAACUAAAGUGUUAUUACAUUCAGCAGCACACCGGUAGAGAGUUAUAUAGUUAAAGUGAAAAAAAUAUUUAAGAACAAACUCACGAUGAUCAUUCAUGCACACGUACACGUAAAAACAUGUUCCAAAUGAAAGGGAUACAAAAAUCAAUAGUAUUAAUUGGCCAUUUAAAACUAUCCCCAAUAAUAAAUCGACUUUUAGCGACUGUUAGUUUUGUAUGGAUUAUUCUCUUCUUUCGUUACCAUCGUCGGAAAUCGUGUGCUAGUUAAAUAUCAGUUUGCGUCAACAACGCUUGUCAGUCGAAGUCUUUUCCACCACCACAUUCAGACCGGCUCAAGUUGCGGUACCCAUAACUUAACAAAAAAAAAAGAAGCUAAUCGCUAACUCCGUGUUUGUAUAUUUCGUUAUUGUUAUGACUUUAUUUCUCAAUUUUUCGGUUGUAAGAAGUAACCUAAAAAUAAAAGCUGAGCGGAGGAAACAUUCCAACUGAUCCCGCCGUUAAGCGAGUGUA
Messenger RNA from Uranotaenia lowii, 1714 nucleotides. It is a transcript of the gene ATP6AP2, whose product is annotated as ATPase H(+)-transporting accessory protein 2. Gene Ontology annotation, cellular component: membrane; external side of plasma membrane. The transcript is spliced from 5 exons. The record is from RefSeq and is a predicted model, not a curated record. Gene Ontology annotation, molecular function: signaling receptor activity. Gene Ontology annotation, biological process: positive regulation of Wnt signaling pathway. Bases 16 to 1212 code for a protein of 398 amino acids. Lineage: Eukaryota; Metazoa; Arthropoda; Insecta; Diptera; Culicidae.